This is a messenger RNA of Diatraea saccharalis (sugarcane borer), 285 nucleotides long. The record is from the annotation of a GenBank genome assembly. NCBI's taxonomy places the organism in Eukaryota, Metazoa, Arthropoda, Insecta, Lepidoptera, Crambidae.
AUGGCGUUAGCAGUAACAGAAAGCCAGUUACCUUACGACUACUACCACGAUUUGCACCUGCCACACGAUCCUCCCCUCCACCCAGUGUAUUCACAGCCCCCCCAUACCGAGUUCUCCUGUGUGGGACGCGGGCGUGGGUACUAUGCCGAUGCGUAUCACUUCUGCUGGCGACAGCGGCUAGUCAACACAGAUCUCUGUGCCAACGGCACACUAUUUAAUGAACAGUUCCAGGUUUGCGAUCAUUUCUACAACGUGCGAUGUGGAUCUCCUUUCGAAGACUUGUGA